Talaromyces proteolyticus is the source of this 1897-nucleotide messenger RNA. RefSeq lists its product as uncharacterized. Gene Ontology annotation, molecular function: zinc ion binding; ubiquitin conjugating enzyme binding; ubiquitin protein ligase activity. Gene Ontology annotation, cellular component: cytoplasm; ubiquitin ligase complex. NCBI's taxonomy places the organism in Eukaryota, Fungi, Ascomycota, Eurotiomycetes, Eurotiales, Trichocomaceae. The record is from RefSeq and is a predicted model, not a curated record. Bases 1 to 1689 code for a protein of 562 amino acids. The transcript has 2 exons. Gene Ontology annotation, biological process: positive regulation of proteasomal ubiquitin-dependent protein catabolic process; ubiquitin-dependent protein catabolic process; protein polyubiquitination.
AUGGGCUGCUCCAACUCUAAAGAGGCGGAGGACACUCCUGCUGUUGGUGUCCUCAGGCUCCCGGUCAACACCACCGCUCCUGUCCAGACUCACAGUGCGCCAACAGCAGAAACAGCAACCACAACAACAGCUCGGAGCAACAGCACAGACAGUGACACCUCACAUCCUGAUACAACGCCAGUCCCUACAAUGACCUGUUCUAUAUGCUGGGAGAGCAUGCCCGAAGUACAGCAGACGAUAAGGAAUCGACCUUGCAAGAGCCACCGUUUGCCAGUGUGCAACGACUGCAUACGAAAGAUGUUCCUAGAUGCCUACAAAGACGAGACUAAAAUGCCGCCUAGCUGUUGCUGCCCGAUACCACUGAGCUGUGGCCGUCGACUACUGUCUGCGGAUGAGUUUAUCCUGUUUCAAGAAAAAUACGAAGAAUGGGGCACCCAUGACAGGCUCUAUUGCCCAGUGCCAACCUGUUCAGCCUUUAUAUCACCGCGAUUAUUUCCAAAAGGGAAAGACUUUGCUCCAGCAUACCAGACUGCUCACCCUGUCGACGUUCAGACACCACCCCCUACACCCCCCGAUGAGUCCUCAACAGUGGCAUGCCCGAAAUGCUCGGUGCAUGUUUGCAUUCCCUGCAAGCAACUAUCACAUCCUGGAUCCCCCUGCCCUAGGACUGCCGAUAUAGAUCCUGAAUUGUCUGAACUAUUGAAGCGAUGGGGUGUUAAGAGAUGCCCCCGGUGCCGAGCCGCCGUGCGACGCAUGUAUGGCUGUCGACACAUGAGGUGUCGAUGUGGUGCGCAAUGGUGUUGGUGGUGUACCGGCCCUGUCCGGGUUUGUGCAAGCCGCGGGUGCGAGGCUGAGGCAGAGGGCGAGGCGUUCGAGGAGGAACUAAACCAGGAAGCCGAAAAUUACCUCGAGACAUAUGGGGAAGAUCAUAACCAAGAGAGGAAUGAAGAGCAGACCCCUUCUACACGACAGAAUAAUGACAAUCCUACCGUUACUCUAGACGCUGGGUGGCAUUGGGAGGAUGAGGAUCUGGACUUGGGAGAGGAGCCCAAUGGCGAAGAGGUACUUUCGUUUAACUGCAACCACGCAUGGGAUGACGAUUCGGACUCCGAUUCGGGAGACGAGGAAGACGAGGCCACUGGACAGACGCAUGAGGAGUGUGGGCGGUGCUGGCGGCCGCUCUUCCAUCGUCCGCAAGGGUAUCACUACAUAGGCGUCAAGGAACUGUUGGAGAAUGGAGAGCUCCAAUUAACCCCGACAGAUCAUGUUCCUUCUGUCGGUGCCGAGGAUUAUGUGAACGCUUGUCGCCGUUGCGGCAUUGUGUUAUGUGCUCAGUGUCGUGCAUCGACACCGCACGUCCCCCCGCCAGAAUACGAUCUCAGAGCAGAUGAAGACUCGAAUGAAGAAGAUCAAAUUGAGGUUGCUCCACCCGAAGGGGUCGAGGAGGUCGAUAGCAAUCAACUUAGGGAAGGCCAACUAGAUGAGGAGCUGACUGCCGAGACUACUGAGACGGAGCAAGUGGACGAGAGUAUCGACGACGACAGUCAGCCAGUCGAAGAAAAAAACCUCAUGCAUGAGGAGCUAGGACAACUCGCAGCCAAGCGCCAAAAAGCCACGGAAUACAGUAGGAAGUGGCGUGCAGCUAACCCAAGGCGUGAGAAAGUGAAUAGCUACGAUGCCGUACGAUGAAACCAAAGCAUAUCCGGCUAGGAGGGCAGGAGAUAGGAGACGACAGCGGACCAACAAGCGCAAAGCAAACCUCAAGUGGAAACACAUGCCACCAGAAAAGAAUAAGCGCCAGAAUGAAAUGCGUCGACACUCAGAGCCAAGCUCCAACAGCAAGUCCGAAGAGCUAAAGAAAAGCUACCGAAUUUGGAGGAAGCAGCUGCAUCUGAAG